CUCUUUGUACUUCCCCUCUUGAGAGGUUAGAGGUAACAGGAGCGUACAAAAAGAGAGGCGUUAGUGGAGAGGGAGAGCAGUCACGAUGGCUUGUGUCAGCAGAUCUGUUCCAGUGAGGGAGCGCUGCUGGGUCUCCUCAUUCCUCCCAACCAGAAUGGUUGAGCCAAGCCCUAAAGCAUUGCACCUCCUCUCAGGUGGGGAUGUCAACAUGGCCUGUGUCGGAGUCAAAGUAGAACAAGAGGAGUCCUGCGGAGGAGUUGGAGUCAUUACCAAUGCUGAGCCUCCUAAGAGGUCUCCGUCACGUGAUUGGUCGGGAAAUCAUCCACUGGAAGCCCGCCAAUUGACGCCACCGCUCUCCCGCUCCCCCUCGGAGGGCUCUCCAGGUAAAGAGCUGCCUCACAGGCUGAGCCCACUGGGACUGAAGGAAGCCAGGACACAUGGUAGAGCUGAGGGACACUCCAGCUUCAAGGAAGUAAUGCCGACCAUUGAGAAGCUGCUGAAUGCUGACUGGAAGGAGAAACUUCUGGAUAAAAGCUCAGUGGGAGCAGGACAACUGAAAGGUACCCCCGAGGCUCUGGCAGAGAAGGAGCUCCAGUUGCUGAUGAUGAUCAACCAGCUGAGCGGUCUGAGAGAGCAGCUCCUGGGAGCGCACUCUGAGCAGAGGAACAUGGCCGCCCUGCUGCUGGAGAAACAGCAGCAGCAGAUGGAGCUGGCUCGACAACAGCAGGAACAGAUUGCCAAGCAGCAGCAGCAGCUGAUCCAGCAGCAGCACAAGAUCAACCUUCUUCAGCAGCAGAUCCAGGUCAGCCAUCAGGUGAACAUGCCCUACGUGAUGAUCCCGGCUUUCCACCCCAACGCACAGUCCCUCCAGGUCUCCUCUGACCAACAGAUGACUUUACCUCUGCAGCCAAUCCCCUGCAAACCAGCAGUGGACUAUCCCAUGCAGCUGCUGCCAAACCCUCACGCCCCCCCCACCAAGAGGAGCAGUGGUUCCUUCCGACAGGAAGCCAGUCAGCCCUUGAACCUGACCUCCAAGCCCAAGGGUCAUGAUCUGGGGAAAACCCAGAGUCCACUGGGUCUGGAGCUGGGGCUGCAUGGAGCGUACCGGCACCGAGACGUCCAGAGAGAAACGACCAGAAGCCCCCAACGAACCACACUCAGUUUCCUUGGAGACGGAGACGUUGUCACCCAGGCGAUCCACGACGCCCAGCAGCUCCUGAGAGGCCACGGCAGCCGAGAGAGGGACAUGGAGAGAGAGAGGGAUGUGGGAGCCAAGAUGGAGUAUAAGGAAUCUCCUCGGAGCGAGAGGAUUUCUCAUGUGGAGAGAGGAGGUGAGGAGCACCUCAGCAGUGAUUCUGAGGGGGCCCUUCCCAACUCUGUCCCAGGAAACUACACUGAGACCCGCCCCCCCCCCACCUCCGCACACAUCAAGAGACCCAUGAACGCCUUCAUGGUUUGGGCCAAGGACGAGCGGCGGAGGAUCUUGCAAGCGUUCCCCGACAUGCACAACUCCUCCAUCAGCAAGAUCCUGGGCUCCAGGUGGAAGGGCAUGUCCAACCAGGAGAAGCAGCCUUACUACGAGGAGCAGGCGAGGCUGAGCCGGCAGCACCUGGAGCGUUACCCCGACUAUAAGUACAAACCCCGGCCCAAACGCACCUGCAUCGUGGAGGGGCGGAGGCUGAGGGUGGGCGAGUACAAGGCCAUGAUGAAGAACCGCAGACAGGAGCAGAGAGCCACCUACACACACAGUCAAACGGACCCUCAGCAGCUCCACUACCCUCACAGCGAGGGUCCGUACCCGGGCGCUACCGGCUCAGUUUCGGUGGCGAACCUCUCCUUUCACCCCGCGCUGCUGGAGCAUUACCUGCCGCAACCCCCGCCCACUCUGCGCCGAGCCGAGGGCCAGGCCACGCCCACUUCCCUGCCCAGAGAGAGGGAGAGGGAGAGAGAGAGGGAAAGACCUCCGUACAGCGAGGGGGAGGAGAGCGAUGGAGGGGAGAGGAGUGAGGGGGAACUGGUGCUCCUCACAGACUGAAAUGGGUGAGAUGGAGGUGAGGGAUGAGAGGGGGGGAGGAAGGGUGAUCUUCUGUCAGAGAAGAAGAAGAAAGGAGAAGAGCUAUUGAAAAGUGAAGACACGUCAUUGUCACACCCUUGUAAAGUAAUUGUUUUAGUGACCUACACACACACAAAAAGGCAAGCUCUUAUCAUUUCCCUUCAUUGACAUGUCAUCGGUUACUUUGUUUCGUCAUAUUUGAAGGUAUAAUGUAGAAAGUUUAUCCUUUAAUCCCCUUAGCUUCUUGUUUUCCUCCCCGUGUUGACUUGUUUGCAUUCAUCGGAGGAGAGGCUUACUAGCAUCCCUGUUUUCACCUGCUAGAUUUGUAAUAUGUCCGUGCUGCCCCCUGCUGGUGAAUGCCGAUUAUUACAUAAUGUAAACACCCCAGAGGAGUAGCAUUUAACAAAUGUAAGGCAUAGGGCAGGUUGUGUGGAUAAUAAGCUAAAUCUAAUUUAAAAGUGAAGAUUAAAGGAGAACAAUUAACAGAUUAAAGGUGUUUUUCAGCUAUUUAGUAUUGCACUUCUAUAAGAAAUUGGGGGAACAAGUUUUAAUUUCCAAACAUUUUACAACACAAGACAUUUGACUAAGUCAUCUUGGGGCUUUGUUUGACAUUUCUUACCGUUUUCUGACAUUUUUCAGACAAAAAACGAAUAAUGGGCUGAUUCAUUGACAACAAUUACGAAAAAUAAUUGUAAAUUGCAGCACUAGCAGCUGUCAAUCAUUGCUUUACAGUCGGAUAGAAAUCUGUGUGGUAAAUGUUCCAGUCAAGGCAAGGCAAAGUUUAUUUGUAUAGCACAUUUCAUCAGGUUUAAAAAAAAAUGCAUUCAACCAGGAAGAAAAGCAGAAUUCAAUUAUUAAAAUGCUAAUUUAAAGAAUACAAACUUAUUAAAAUAACAGGAUAAGUGAGGGAUCUAACACUGCAACCAAUGGUUUACAAUCAGACGGCCAAUUUUAAAAGUGUCCUUUCCAGAUAAAGUACACAAACGAUCAAUUUAACCCUCCUCUUCCUCAUUUUCCCACAUCAUGCUGUUCAGUUUCGCUGUAUCUGCUGUAUUUGUGUUUCCAUCAGUUGAACUCAGCCUCACCUGUUUUUUUUUUUAUACCUCUAUGUUUGCUUCUUUGAGUGUUAAUUGAUUGUCGUGUUGAGCACCUCCUAUCUGUCUCUCCGAAUGUCAGGUGUUUGUUUUUUGCCACUUUUGAGAUGCAGCACUGCAGAAAAUAUCCACAUACUAUACAGAUAUAAAUGUUGUAUGUGGGUAUUUUCGUCAUGUUCUUGGUACUAUAGCGCAUCAGGAAUUGUUCCAAGAUGUUUCACGGGAAAUAUUUAAAACAAAAUUAUAAUUUCUUGCAGUGACAGAUCAAUCGGCCUCCUGUUAGAUUAAGGUGAAGCUCCAUCUGUUGUCUUCUUAAUUCAUCUUUAAUUUUCCUGUUCGACAGAGAUCUAACCAUAUGUCACAUGUUGUUCAUUGUUAGGAUGUAGCCUAACUAGCUAGAGUGGCUACAAAGACAGGGAAAAAAGGUCAAUUCAUGGUUAUGAGUUGUUGACAGUGCUACCCAAAGUGAAAGGAUUGGAAAUAGAAGCAGGAGUUUUGGGUGGCUGACACAAUGUUUAACUUAAUGAGAACACCAACACCAAAAUCAUCCAUGUAGUACAUUGUUAGCUAUGAUGCUACGAGCUAACAUUUUAGCUUGCUGAGGGAUGUUAGGCCCUAUGUUAGCACUUAGCAUACACUAUGGUAUUUUAUAGCAAUUACUGAUGGUUGGAAUCAGUGUAUUGAUGUUCAUUGUCUUAAAAGUAUGCUAAAAACUUUUGUUGCUAAAGCAUACAAGUUUGUAAAAGUAGGCUUAGGGAAUGUAAUCGCAAGCAGUAAAAAAGUCAGGCUAGCUAAAAACGAACAGUCAUUACAAUUAUGCUACUGUUUAAAAUCCACCAUCCUAAGUGACUUAAGGAUCCAAAUAGACUGAUUUAGUUUACCUACAAGCUUUAGGGUUGAAAUAAAUCUUACAUGAACUGUAGCUUCUAUUGUGUUAUGAAAAUAUCACAGUUUAACCUAAAUGUAAGAUGUAAAAAAGUGUUAAUGACUAGCUAGCAUCUGCUUGACCUCUUUCCAUUUCAUGUGAGGACGUUUUGGAGACUGUUUUAUCCUAAAAUCAUUGUUGUAAGACAUACAAAUAAGGACCAGGAAUAAACUAACAUCAUUAUCUUCACUAUGUCUAGCUAGUAGCAUGUUGCCAUUAGCCUGUAGAGCUACUUUGCCUAGCUCUUCUGAGCACAUGGCUAGUUUUGGUGUCUUUGUUCUCAUCACGCCAUAACCACAAUGACCAAUACAACCAUUUAAAUCAAACUAGUGUCUAAAUAGCACUGGGUCAAUCCACCUUUAGCUAACUAGCUAACCGCAAGGAUGACAAAUCAAAAUGGAGGGAAAAGAUACAUUUCAGACAUCAGGGUUUGGGGUUCAGGACUGUGUAAAGAUGCUGGAUUUUGUGCAGAGAUGGAUAUCAGAGGACAAAUGUUUAUCUUAUUUUAGUGGAGAUAUGCUGAGGAGUCACCUGUCUUUACCCCUGCUGAUGUAAAUAUAGAAAGAGACUUUAUUUUGUUUAUAAGAGCCUGUGUAAUUUAAAGGUGUACGUUUCUUUAUGUUUUCAGAGUUUUGUGUUGUAUUUUUUUUUCUUUCUUGAAAGACAAUAAAUUGGUUGUGCUAAA
Messenger RNA from Gymnodraco acuticeps, 4757 nucleotides. Its product is annotated as transcription factor SOX-13-like. The coding region runs from base 86 to 2035 and encodes 649 amino acids. NCBI's taxonomy places the organism in Eukaryota, Metazoa, Chordata, Actinopteri, Perciformes, Bathydraconidae. The record is from RefSeq and is a predicted model, not a curated record. Gene Ontology annotation, cellular component: nucleus. The transcript has 14 exons. Gene Ontology annotation, molecular function: DNA-binding transcription factor activity, RNA polymerase II-specific; RNA polymerase II cis-regulatory region sequence-specific DNA binding. Gene Ontology annotation, biological process: regulation of transcription by RNA polymerase II; cell fate commitment.